AUGUUAUUAAUGUGUACUUUAACUUUGUUUUUACAGUUUAUUUAUGAUGAAAAGGUCUCCUGGUGGGAGUCUAUGAUUUUGGUUCUAAUGUAUGCAGUUUACAUCCUCAUAAUGAAGUUCAACUCCUGCAUACAUCAAUGCUUUGAAAAGAGAAAAAAGGGAGCAGCAAACAUGGCAAAUGGACUAGCAAGUAAUGCGGAAUUAGAUGACAACGUAAACUGUGAUGCAACUGUGGUCUUACUCAAAAAAGGUAAUUUCCAUCGUAAAACGUCGGUGAUCAUGGUAGAUGAGAUCCUGUCAGCGUAUCCUCAUCAAUUAUCAUUCUCUGAGGCUGGUCUGAGAAUCAUGAUAACAAGCCACUUCCCCCCCAAGACUCGCCUUUCUAUGGCCAGUCGCAUGCUGAUAAAUGAGAGACAGAGAUUGAUAAACAGCCGAGGCUAUGCUAAUGGAGAGUCAGAAGUCUCUAUAAAGAUUCCAAUCAAACAUGCAGUUGAGAAUGGGACAGGCCCAGGGAACUCAACAGAGAGGAAUGCCAAUGGCACCAGAAAAGAUGAAGAUGUGGCUGAAGCUGGCAAUGAGACUGAAAAUGAAAAUGAAGACAACGAAAAUAAUGAAAAUGAUGAGGAAGAAGAAGAAGAGGAUGAUGAUAAUGAUGGGCCUUUCACACCUUUUGAGCUUCCCUCUGGAGCAGCUGACAGAGCAAAAUGGAUAGUAACAUGGCCAUUAUCUUUCCUUAUGUACUUCACGGUACCUAACUGUGCUAAGCCACGCUGGGAGAAAUGGUUUAUGGUUACUUUUGGCUCAUCCUCCAUCUGGAUUGCAGCUUUUUCUUAUGUGAUGGUCUGGAUGGUCACAAUCAUUGGCUACACCUUAGGAAUUCCAGAUGUGAUUAUGGGGAUCACAUUCCUAGCAGCUGGAACAAGUGUACCAGACUGUAUGGCCAGCCUGAUAGUAGCAAGACAAGGAAUGGGUGAUAUGGCUGUGUCAAAUUCCAUUGGGAGCAAUGUAUUUGACAUUCUUAUUGGACUUGGACUUCCAUGGGCGCUACAGACACUAGCAGUGGACUAUGGCUCAUAUAUCCAUCUGAACAGCAGAGGCCUGAUCUACUCUGUCGCUUUGCUUCUGGCUUCCUUGUUUGUUACGGUAUGUGGUGUUCAUCUAAACAAGUGGAAACUGGACAAGAAGCUGGGUGUGGCAUGUCUUCUCCUCUAUGGCGUCUUCCUGUGUAUUUCCAUCCUCACAGAAUUCAAUGUCUUUACAUUUGUGAACUUGCCAAUGUGCAGGGGAGGAAUCUGA
Staurois parvus is the source of this 1296-nucleotide messenger RNA. The record is from the annotation of a GenBank genome assembly. NCBI's taxonomy places the organism in Eukaryota, Metazoa, Chordata, Amphibia, Anura, Ranidae.